Molecule: messenger RNA, 547 nt
Organism: Enterobius vermicularis (human pinworm)
Lineage: Eukaryota; Metazoa; Nematoda; Chromadorea; Rhabditida; Oxyuridae
Source: the annotation of a GenBank genome assembly
UUAUAAUAAAACAUUUUUUACAAACACAAUCAGUUCAGUUUAAAUUUUUAAGAAUUCUGACAAUCUUUUUUCAAGGUCUGAGGUGUCUAUUUCGCACGUGUUGCGUUACGGAGACUGCGACUAUGAGGUAGGAGAGGGCGCUUUUCUGGAUAAUGUUGCAUCUGAUAUAGAGUUUGUUACUGGAACAACUGGAUACGUUCUGCAUUCAUCGUUUUCAACAGUCACGGUUAUUGGUGAUGAGCUGACUCGAAACACCUCUGUUGAUAAUGGAACGCCAGUAUCCCGAGACGAUUAUGACGAGUUUGUUGGUGGUGAGAAACGGUUUUACCGCUACAAUAUUUUUUAUUCUAACUUUGAUGGUUUUUUCUGGUUUUCUGCUAAAGGACAAUAUACUCUUUCUGUGUGCACUUGUGGAGAUGGUCUCGCUGUUGGAUAUACACCUCGUAUUUCAGUCCCUGUCGAUUAUCUUCCUACGACACCGACACCCCCAUCAACCACAACAACAGCAACAACAACGGCGUCGGCGAAUCCGUCAUCAAGCACUAAG